Molecule: messenger RNA, 1972 nt
Organism: Magallana angulata
Lineage: Eukaryota; Metazoa; Mollusca; Bivalvia; Ostreida; Ostreidae
Exons: 3
Coding region: 452-1786 (444 amino acids)
Source: RefSeq, a predicted model, not a curated record
UCAGGAAUGAAAUGCCUCUUCAGAUUGUAAAAUUGAUUUCGGAAUCAUGUAUACAUGUGGGUUCAGAACGCCGAUAUCAAAGACUUUGGAACUUGACCUUGUAUUUAAAUCAUUUUAAGGACCGUCCCGUAACCGUGAAACAAACCAACACCACAAAACACUUCCGAUUCUAAAUUUAAAUCAACAGACUAUAUUUAAUUUAAAUAACUUAAAAACCAGAAUCAUUCCGUCUGCGAGUCUCGUGCUGACCGUUUCAUUCAUACAUGUGUAUGGAGUUUUGAUUUAAAAAUCAUUUCUAACAAUAUCAAGAAUACCUAGGGUUCGGGAAUUUUAUAGAGGGAUAAAAGAAAGAAAAUCCAGUUCAUUAUAGCGACCAAUUCUGUGACAACGUCAACACAAGAACAGUCUACAACAAACAGUCGAAGUGGACGGCAAACCAUUCUUAUUAACAAUGGCUCUCAAACUUCAUCGUAAUACGAUAUGGACACACAAUACAAACAAUAUUGGACAUCUUGGACUUCACAGUGAAACCAAAAACCUGACUCUCGCAAAAAAUACGAGCGUGAAGAAACAUUUUGGUGUUCUUAUUACUGCUCUGAAAACGAGUGAGAAACAGAAUUUCAGAAUCAUGAGUGGAAACCGACGUGAACUUGAACAGUCCUUAUUGGCUCUCACGCAGAGAAUGCGAGAAAUCAACGCAAACCGACUCUCGGUGCCUGCAAUGAGAAAGACUUCUACCUCUUCGAGAGAUUCGAGGUCCGUUUCUGAUGUCAGCACAUUUUCGUUUUCAUCGUCCAAUUCCAGUGCCACGUCUUAUAACUCUUUUUCGAAAUACAUUGGUCGAAGACUUUCGCCGGUAAAAGGGAAAAGAAAAUCUCGGGUUUCACUCGAGAAAGAUACUGUAGACAAUGAUAAACAGGAGGAAGAUGGGAAGAAAAGAGAACGGAGAUUGGCUACGAUCUCUCCGCCAAAUAUCGUUGAGCUUCAGAAGAUGUCCGAAGAUCCAAAUGAAUUUGCUGAAAAAGCAAACUUCUCUCUACCCGAGUUACAGGACAGAGUUUUUCUGCGUAAAAGCUCUGUUCGAAUUACUCCGUUUCCCGAUCUUCCAGUAGAAUCGGAAAAUACUAAUAGGGAGGAAUCAUCAUCAACCGUUUCUGGUGAUCAUGGCAGCACUCCAAGACGAUCAGUACGCAAAAAGUCCAAAGUCGGCAAAAAAUAUAGCAAAGGAAGCAUGGAAGACAUUCAUGUGCAGGAACCAGAAACAACCCGCAACAACCCUCACGCAAGAAUGAUUGCACUGCAGAAACUGCAGAUGGAAACCCAGAAGCGAGCUGCGCUUAUUGAAAAACAGAGACAAGAAUUGAUCAAGAAAAAUCGCAAAGAAGUGACUGAAUGUUUUCGAUAUUCGCAUGCCGUGGAGCAGUUUCUGAAAUCAAAAAGACAAAAUUCCAAGAUUUCUAUGUCUGAUGUACCAGAUGAGGUCGAAUACGACGACCAGGGACGCGAGAUUCGCCAUCUCGGUCCUUCUGUUUUGGCCGUGAUAAACGUGGAUGACAUGGACUACGUCACCAGCGUCACUGUGCGUCGCAGACGACACACAACAAGCGGUCUAGGAGAAAAACGACCGAGUUUCUACAGAUCGAAAUCAAGAAAAUCAAUCGCUUCCAUUUAUCACCCAUUGCCGAGCAUCAGCAAGGAAUCAAAACCAACGGAACAGUCUUCCAAGAAACUUAUCUCAAAAGACAGUCUUCCGCCACUUGCAGAGGAGCAAGUAGUAGUCACGUGAGACAUUCUACGUAUGCGCGGUCGAAUUUCUAAGCAGCCAUGAAAUCUAAACUUUUUGGAACAAUCACGUUUUAGUGUUUAUAGCUAGGUCUUGCCUUUAUUAAUUAAGGCGUGUCUCUUGAUGCGUUUACACGAACGUCAAACUUGCCAUUUAUGUAUUGAAUGAAUAAAUCAUUUAUGUUAUAUU